AUGUCUCGCAGGGAGUCGCCGCCGCCGCCCUCGCCACCUCCGCAGCUGCUGGGAGUGCGGAGCGGAGAGGUGGAGCGCGAGGACCGUCCGGAGCGUGCCGAGCCGCUGUCCGACGCCGAGAGGGAGAUCAUCCAGGACACGUGGGGGCACGUCUACAAGAACUGCGAGGACGUGGGGGUGUCUGUGCUCAUAAGGUUCUUUAUCAACUUUCCAUCGGCCAAACAGUACUUCAGCCAAUUCCAGGACAUGGAGGAUCCAGAGGAGAUGGAACGAAGCAGCCAACUUCGGCACCAUGCCCGCAGGGUGAUGAAUGCCAUCAAUACUGUGGUGGAGAACCUCCAUGACCCAGAGAAGGUGUCAUCAGUGUUGGCUCUCGUGGGAAAGGCCCAUGCCAUCAAACACAAGGUGGAACCCAUGUACUUCAAGAUCCUGAGUGGUGUGAUGCUUGAGGUGUUGUCUGAAGAUUUCCCAGAGUUCUUCCCGACAGAGGUGCAGAUGGUGUGGACCAAACUGAUGGGGGCGGUGUACUGGCAUGUGACAGGGGCCUACACAGACGUGGGCUGGCUCCAGGUCUCCAGCUCAGCGGUGUGA
Molecule: messenger RNA, 591 nt
Organism: Cyclopterus lumpus (lumpfish)
Lineage: Eukaryota; Metazoa; Chordata; Actinopteri; Perciformes; Cyclopteridae
Gene: cygb2
Product: cytoglobin 2
Exons: 3
Coding region: 1-591 (196 amino acids)
Biological process (GO): oxygen transport
Molecular function (GO): oxygen binding; heme binding; iron ion binding
Source: RefSeq, a predicted model, not a curated record